This is a messenger RNA of Haliotis rufescens (red abalone), 2845 nucleotides long. Its product is annotated as serine-aspartate repeat-containing protein F-like. The transcript has 5 exons. Bases 48 to 2465 code for a protein of 805 amino acids. The record is from RefSeq and is a predicted model, not a curated record. Lineage: Eukaryota; Metazoa; Mollusca; Gastropoda; Lepetellida; Haliotidae.
CUGCGAGUUGAGUGACGAGACGAGUGACGAGUGACUCACGGAUAAACAUGAUCCCAGCUCAUGACCUGCCCACCUUCCUGGCUAUUUUGGUAUUUAUUGGCUGUGCCAUCGCGGUACCAAUCAACCAAGGUGAAACAACCAUGACCCCUGCUCUGACAACGGGAGGUAACUCUGCAUCGUACCCUGUCGCCAACAUCCUGUCAUCUAUUCGCUCCGCCCUGGGUGCUGGUGCUGGUGAUGAUGCGGCCGAUCUAACAGACAUCGCCGAUGACCUCACGGAAGCUGACGUUGAUGAUCUUCUAGACGACGGCGACGAUGCUGCUGUUGAAAACAGACCACUAAAGGAUGAUGACAUGGCCGACGACCUUACCGACACAGACAUUGAUGAUCUUUUCGAUGAAGACGAUUAUGAUGAAGACGACGGUAGUAGGAUCGCCGUGACUGAUGAUGGUGUGGGGGAUGAUCUGAUUGACGCCGACGUUAUGGACUUCCUUGAUGAUGCAAAGAGCAGCGACGAUAAAUACUACGACGACCAAAGCGAACAAGAGGAUCACUUCGAUGAUAUCGGGGAAGAUCUGACGGAAACAGAUGUUGACGAUUUAUAUGAUGAUAAAGAUGAUGACGAUGAAGAUGAUGAUGACGAUGACGAUGAGGAUAGCAGCUUCUAUAGCAAGAUGAAGGAAGUACGUGACAAUAUCAGAGAAGGUCUAGCAGAUGCUAGCAGCAAUGAAGGUGGUGAUGGCAGGCCAAAUGAGGAGACCAAUAAGGACGAUUCAUCUAUUAAAGAUCUUGAUGACUUCAUUGGUGAUAUCGACAGCUUGUUGCUUGAUCUGGAAAGAAGCGAUGAAGGGGAGGAUGAAGAAUUUGAUGAUGAUUUUGUCAAAUUUAUGAAGGAUUUCAAGUCUCUAGCUGCUAACGGCAGUAUCAGAAAGACUACUGACAUGUCCGAUGAAGAUAUUGACGAAUUGUUUGACGACGUUGAUGAUGACAAGGAGGAAGGGGAGAAAAAUGGUAAUGAGCAAGCUAGUCUGAAGGAGAGGGUGGCCCAUAUGAAGGAAAGAAUAGCACGAAUGAAAGCUGGAAAUGGUGAUGAUGGUGAUAGUAAAGAAAAUGCUAGUCUCAAAGAAAAUUGGGUCGACAUGAAAGAAAGAAUAGCAGAAAUGAAUGCAGGCAACGAUGCUGAUGAUGAUAAUGAUAGUGAUGAUGAUGAUGAUGAUGAUGAUGAUGAUGAUGAUGAUGAUGAUGAUGAUAACAGUGAUGAAACACCUAAUCUCAAUGAACGGAUGGAAGAUAUAAGAGAAAGAAUAUUAGACAUAAAUGCUGCUGAUGGUCUCAACGAAAGGAUGGAAGAAAUGAAAGAAAGAAUAGGAGAAAUGAAUGCCCGUAAUGGUAACGAUGAUGACGAUGAUGACGAUGAUGACGAUGAUGGUGAUGAUGAUCGUGUUGGAGAACUGAGAGAAAGGUUACAUGAUUUGACCAGAAGCCGCAACGGUGAAGAUGACAAAACAAGUAUGGAAGAAUUGGUUGAGGGCAUUAACGAUAGAAUCGAAGAUGCACAUGAUGUUGAUGAUGCUGAUUCAUCCGAUGAUGAUGAUGACGAUGACGAUGAUAAGCCUACAUUAGCCGACAUCAUUGGUGACAUAAGAGACAGAAUUGAAGACCAAGUUAGCGGAGAGGUUGAAGGCGAUGAUAAUGAUGACCAUGAUGAUGAUGUUGAUGCUAAUGCCGACAAACCUACAUUCAAAAAUUAUGUCAAUGAAAUGAAAGAGAGAAUAGCAGAGCGGAUGGAUGAUACUGCGUCUGAUAGUGGUGAAGAUGAUGAUGAUUCCCGUGAACAGUCCGCUCUCAGUAACAGAAUGGAGUCGAUAAAGGAGAAGAUACAAAAACUAAGAAACAAAAGCGAUGAUGAUGAUGAUGAUGAUGACGAUAAUGAUGAUGAUGGCAUUCAGACGCCACAGCGGACCCGGCUGGAGAUGCUCAGACAGACGGUAAGGGCCUCCCGGGAACGGCUGGAUGAUCUGAAGGAUACUUUGCAGGACCUCGCUGUGGUUGAUGCUGACAAAGAUGAUGAUAAAGAUGACGACAGCGACUACGAUUCCUUCGACAGUAGUGACGAUGCCGACUAUGACACCGAUGACAGUAAAGAGGAUGCUGAGGUUUAUGGUGGAGACGACAGUCAGAGCCUCCGACUUAGGUUGAGGCAUCGGUUACGGUCUCAACGCAUCACCGAGAACAGCGCCGAUAGUGUUGGUGAUGAAGAUGAUGAUGAUGAUGAUGGCGGCAAAGAAACGUCUUCGGCGAUGCCUCUAUACGACGACGACAGUGAUGAUAAAGGUACCUGUCCCUCCUACCCGGUGAAGAUCCGGAAGAACGUCGUCACAGUCUCCACUGGAGAUGGAUGUGAAAUCGUCAUCAAGUUGUCUGGACAUAGCACCGGAAACGUCAUGAUACGGAAGCGGAACUGAAGAUCACGUCACAUGGGGAGUAGCGUCACCAAUCGCGUAUUUCCGGAAAGGGGCUAAUGGUUAAGAGUGCGAAUGGCCGGGGAGCGUUUUCAAGUUUGGAUGGUGGGGGUUGUGGACGUGGUUGGGUGCGGUUGAAGUAAAGGAUCAUUUAAACCCCGAAGUCGCCCGAAAAUAUCUAUUUCAAAUGCCAGAUGACAGUUCAAGACGAAGUUUGACAGAGGGAAGUCUCGACAACACAGGUCAAGGUCGUUGUUGGUGUACAUAGUAUUUCUGUGUGGCGAGUUACAUCCUCAUCCACAUUCAAGUAAACUUGCACAUCAUCAUGGCGUGAAGGAUUUGUAUUUCACUUUAUUGUCAGAAUAUAUAUUUUUACAAAUAUU